Molecule: messenger RNA, 453 nt
Organism: Botrytis porri
Lineage: Eukaryota; Fungi; Ascomycota; Leotiomycetes; Helotiales; Sclerotiniaceae
Exons: 1
Coding region: 1-453 (150 amino acids)
Source: RefSeq, a predicted model, not a curated record
AUGGCAACCAUGGGCGCGAAAAAAUUAUUCUUCAAGCUUCGGAAGUUUCAAAACGGAAUCAAACCUUCUUGCGCUCAGAAUCCACAACUCCAGAGGGUCUCCACGAAUGAAUCAUUAACCUUCUCUUUUUAUGAAAGCAGGAAGGCGACCGAGAACAAAUCAGCAAAAGAAAGAGCGGCGAGAAAUUUUUUAGUAGAAGAAGAACAAAGAAAGAAGAGGAAAGACGAGAAGAGCCGGAUAAAAAACGAGGCACAAGAAGCAAAACAGAGGGUAGCCAAGGAAUACGCCGUGGCUCAAUUAAGUUUGCAAGAGAUGAAGGCCCAGUUGAAAAAUCCGAAAAAGAAGGAGAAGACAACGAAUGGUGGUUCUACUCCUACGAAUCCUGAUCAGGACGAAACUGAUGAGGAGUGGGACUCGAAGGGCGAUGCGGUGAGCUUGAGAGAGUGGGCUUGA